AUGGCGCGUGCAGAGGCCGCGCGGAGAGCCUACGACCUCGACCUGAGCGGCAAGCGUGAGAUCACCAGCGCAAAUCAUGCCGCCUUCACCUCCCUCGCCAUCGACCUCGUAGAAGCCCGCUACUUGCUGGCCGGUGCUGGAGAUGGAACGAUUUCGGUGUUCGAUUUGCACCAAUUUGGUGGCAACCCACGACGACGUGCCGCUAUAACGCCCCUCUUCCUCGCCAAGCGAGGUGGGCACACGCAUGGCGUGUCGAGCAUAGCCUGGUACACGCACGACACGGGCAUGUUUUUCUCGGGCUCCUUCGACCACAAGGUCAACGCGUGGGACACCAACGCGCAACGGGUGGUGUGCCAGUUCGAGAUGCCGUUGCCGGUGUACAGCAUAUCACUGUCGCCCAUCGCCACGCGACACGCCCUCGUGGCUGCUGGGUCGGGCGACCAAAAGGUGCGCCUGUGCGACCCUAUGACCGGCGGCAGCACGCAUUGCCUCCUCGGGCACCGAGAGGCGAUUCUGGCCGUGCAGUGGUCGCCCACCAACGAGUACCUUCUGGCCAGCGCGUCGGUGGACAAGACGAUUCGGCUGUGGGACAUUCGGCGAUCGGGCUGCCUGCUGUCGCUCGACCAACACAACAGUCAGACGGCCUUGGAGACCAACCGAACACUGCGACUCAAAAACGUGAGCGCCAAGGGCGGCGCGCCGACGUCGGUGACGGCACACGACGAGCCCGUCACUUCCCUGUGUUGGUCCCCCGACGGUCUCUUCCUGUACAGUUCCGGCAAGGACAACAAGAUACACAUGUGGAACGCCGACACCGGCAGAAACACGCUGGUCAAUUUUGCAGGGGUCAAGAAUGCGGCGGAGAAGGGGAGUCAGAUGGCGAUAUCGUCGGACGGGCAGGUGCUCUACCACCCCAACGGGUCGGACAUCCUCGCGCUCGAGGCCCACACCGGGCGCACCCUCAGCCUGCUACGCGGCCACUUUGACAAGGUCAACUGCUGCGUCUUUCAUCCGCACCUCCAGGAAUUGUACAGCGGAGGCAAUGACAACCAACUGUUGUGUUGGGUGCCGAGCAUGGAUGAGGCGGAGCUGGUGGAGGAUGAGGCCACAGACGAGGGCGACGAACGACAACAGUCAUCAUCAGCAGCACACACCCAGGAUGUCGACGGAGACGCCUGGAGCGACGAAGAGGAAGACGAGAUGGACGGCUGA
This is a messenger RNA of Acanthamoeba castellanii str. Neff, 1212 nucleotides long. Its product is annotated as CSA protein. Gene Ontology annotation, cellular component: nucleotide-excision repair complex; Cul4A-RING E3 ubiquitin ligase complex. The coding region runs from base 1 to 1212 and encodes 403 amino acids. Gene Ontology annotation, molecular function: protein binding. Gene Ontology annotation, biological process: protein polyubiquitination; proteasome-mediated ubiquitin-dependent protein catabolic process; transcription-coupled nucleotide-excision repair. The record is from RefSeq and is a predicted model, not a curated record. The transcript has 8 exons. Lineage: Eukaryota; Discosea; Longamoebia; Acanthamoebidae.